This is a messenger RNA of Malania oleifera, 1631 nucleotides long. Its product is annotated as dol-P-Man:Man(5)GlcNAc(2)-PP-Dol alpha-1,3-mannosyltransferase. Gene Ontology annotation, cellular component: endoplasmic reticulum. NCBI's taxonomy places the organism in Eukaryota, Viridiplantae, Streptophyta, Magnoliopsida, Santalales, Ximeniaceae. The transcript is spliced from 13 exons. The record is from RefSeq and is a predicted model, not a curated record. Bases 153 to 1466 code for a protein of 437 amino acids. Gene Ontology annotation, molecular function: dol-P-Man:Man(5)GlcNAc(2)-PP-Dol alpha-1,3-mannosyltransferase activity.
AUUUAAAUUAUACGUGAACAUUAUCAUAUAACAUUCAUAGUUUUAGAGAAAAAUAUUUUCGAGGUUCACCAUGUUCAAGUCAAGCGUCCUGCUUCAGGCGCAUUUCUACGACGGAAGAAGGUGAGUGAUCCAAUUCCAACUACGAAAAAACCAUGCCAGCCCGAUCAGCGACACGGUUGAAGCCGUCACACAGACGAGGGGCUUCGAUUUCUAAAUUCUUCAAGAAUCCAAAAGUAGCCUUCGCGUUCUCUCUGCUUUUCAUCGAUGCCCUCCUUGUCUCCAUAAUCAUCGCUUUCGUGCCUUAUACGAAGAUAGAUUGGGACGCCUACAUGUCGCAGGUGAGUGGGUUUCUUGAAGGAGAAAGGGAUUACGGGAAUUUGAAAGGUGACACAGGUCCUCUGGUCUAUCCGGCUGGGUUUCUGUAUGUUUAUUCUGCGAUUCGGUUUGUGACUGGCGGGGAGGUCUACCCUGCUCAGAUUUUGUUUGGCCUUCUGUAUAUCGCGAAUCUGGCAAUCAUCUUAUUCAUCUAUGUGAAAACUGAUGUGCUUCCAUGGUGGGCUGUCUCUCUACUUUGUCUAUCAAAAAGAGUGCACUCCAUUUUUGUGCUUCGUCUCUUUAAUGACUGUUUUGCUAUGACCCUCCUCCAUGCCGCAAUGGCAACGCUUCUUUGCCAACACUGGCAUCUCGCUUUGAUAAUUUUCAGUGGAGCUGUUUCAAUAAAGAUGAAUGUGCUCCUAUAUGCUCCACCUUUACUGCUCCUUAUGUUAAAGGCUAUGGACAUUGUUGGGGUGAUAUCAGCUUUAGCUGGGGCUGCUCUGGUGCAGAUUCUGUUGGGGCUGCCUUUUAUUAUUUCGCAUCCAAUUGCUUAUUUAGCAAGAGCUUUCAAUCUUGGGCGCGUCUUCAUUCAUUUUUGGUCUGUUAACUUCAAGUUUGUUCCUGAACCUGUUUUUGUGUCGAGGGAAUUUGCUAUGUCUUUGCUGGCGGCUCACCUUGGUCUACUUUUUGCAUUUGCUCAUUAUAGAUGGUGCAAACAUGAAGGAGGUCUAUUUAAUUUUUUGCAUUCUAGAUUUGUCUCUAUGAAGCUAAAACUUGCUGUUUCAAGUUCUUUUCCUAUUAAGCAAUUGAAGGAUAGCAACUCAAAGAUUCUCACAACAGAGCACAUUGUGACAACUAUGUUUGUUGGGAACUUCAUCGGUAUUAUAUGCGCUCGAUCAUUGCAUUAUCAAUUCUACUCCUGGUAUUUCUAUAGCUUACCGUACUUAUUAUGGAGGGCGAGUUUUCCUACACUACUACGUCUGCUGCUGUUUACAAUGGUGGAGGUCUGCUGGAAUAUUUACCCCUCAAAUGUCUUCUCAUCUGCUCUGCUUCUCUGUGCCCAUCUAGUUAUUUUGUGGGGCAUUUGGGUUGCCCCACCCGAAUAUCCAUACACGGUUGACAAAUCUUCAAACAGAAGCAAGAACAAAUGACACCCAUGCAUGCGACUUUGCCCCCUUUUGUUUUUUCUUCAGGAGUAGGGAUGGAUUGGGGCUGUAUUUCUUUCUAACUCUUUUUCUUGAGGAGUGUUCAUGCGGCGGGCUAGCUUUCAUUUGCAGAAUCUUUUGACUUUAAUUUUUAAGGCUUAAAUUUUGAAA